CCACGGAAUCUCCCACCUACGCCGCUGCACUCUCCAACAGUCCAACCAACCACCAAGAUACAUACAUUCUCCCGGAAUCAACCGGAGCAGGAGCCGUCGAUCGAGAUGGGAGAUCAGCGAAAUGCCUCGUCGUCGUCGUCGUGCCGCGGCCGGCGGGGCCCGGCCGGGUUCGGGCUGGCGCUGGCCCGGCUGGUGCGGAGGAUGCGGAGGCGGAGCAAGAUGCUGCUGUGCAGUGCGGCUCCCACGGGCGCGUCCUCCCGGUGCCGCCAGUACGACCCGCUCAGCUACGCGCGGAACUUCGACUGCGACGGCUUCGGCACCGCGCUGUACGACGACGUCUCCGGCGCCGACCACCUCUGCCACCACUACACCUUCGCCUCGCGCUUCGUGCUCGCCUCCUCCGACGCCCGCCAGCCGCACUAGGAGUCUAGGACGGCAGGCCGGCCGGUGAGCGAGCUGGUCGCAAGUAGCACUAGCGUAGCCAGAGCUGCUCUGUUUUUUGUUUCGUUCUUUGUCCCCCGGCUUCAGCUAGCAGAGUAGCUAGUAGAUGGUAUGCGUGUUCAUAUGUGGGGUCGAUUUCCAGGCCGGCCUCCUUGUCUCCUAAAAUUUGUGACCACUUGGAGAGCUGCAGGCAAAUUAGCCAAGUGGAUGAAAUGUUUUCCACAUAUAAAAGCUAACAUUUCUUGAAUUUCUCGGCCUUC
Triticum urartu is the source of this 701-nucleotide messenger RNA. RefSeq lists its product as uncharacterized. Lineage: Eukaryota; Viridiplantae; Streptophyta; Magnoliopsida; Poales; Poaceae. The record is from RefSeq and is a predicted model, not a curated record.